AGCUGAUGUAUUGUUAGGACACAAGUGAAAACAUAUAUAUAUAUUGAUUGCUGCGCAAUGUCAAAAUUAAUUUCAUACGCUGCUAAAAACACUUUGCGUAAUACGCGCCUUGGUGCAAAUCCAAUCUGUCAGCAUGCAACCAGAGAUUACAUGCACCUGGCUGCUGCGUCCGCGGCACGUAACACAUAUUCAACUCCGGCUGUCGGCUUUGCCAAACAGCCGGUACUCCGGCAGGCAGUGAACACAGUUGCGGUGAUGGGACAGAUUUCAAGGCGCAGCAUGUUUAUUCAGACACAGGACACACCGAACCCGGAGAGCCUUAAGUUUUUGCCCGGCGUUGAUGUGUUGGGCAAGGGAAAUACAUAUGACUUUCCUAGUGGCUCGGCGGCACAUUGUAGUCCAUUGGCCAAGCUACUGUUUCGUGUGGAAGGCGUACGUGCUGUAUUCUUUGGUGGAGAUUUCAUAACUAUAUCCAAGGAGGAAAGUGGAGAAUGGGGCCUCAUAAAACCGGAGGUUUUUGCUGUCAUUAUGGACUUCUUUGCCAGCGGCUUGCCCGUUAUACACGAGGCGCGUCCCAAUGCAGAUACAGAAAUUUUAGAGGAUGAUGAUGAGACGGUUAUGAUGAUUAAAGAGCUACUGGAUACGCGCAUACGACCGACCGUACAGGAGGAUGGCGGCGAUAUUGUUUUUAUGGGCUAUGAGAAUGGCAUUGUCAAAUUGAAAAUGCAGGGCUCGUGCUCAUCAUGCCCCAGUUCCAUUGUUACAUUGAAGAAUGGUGUACAGAAUAUGCUACAGUUCUAUAUACCAGAAGUGGAAUCCGUCGAACAGGUGUUUGAUGACGCUGACAAAAUGGCAAAUAAGGAAUUCGAGCGCUUUGAGAAGAGUUUAAUGCAAAAAGAGUCAGUUAAUCAACCAAAUGCGCCUGUCAACAUUGGUGGUGGUACACCAAAUUAAACGUGUUAUAAUUGUUUCUAUCUUUAGUAGGUUUAGAACUAUAUACAUAAACAUAUGUAAUAAUAUGUGUGCAUGUAUAUUUGCUUAAAUAAUGUACAGCCUUAAAACGAAUAUUUUGACCGUUA
This is a messenger RNA of Drosophila virilis, 1079 nucleotides long. Its product is annotated as NFU1 iron-sulfur cluster scaffold homolog, mitochondrial. Gene Ontology annotation, molecular function: 4 iron, 4 sulfur cluster binding; iron ion binding. The record is from RefSeq and is a predicted model, not a curated record. Gene Ontology annotation, cellular component: mitochondrion. Lineage: Eukaryota; Metazoa; Arthropoda; Insecta; Diptera; Drosophilidae. Gene Ontology annotation, biological process: iron-sulfur cluster assembly.